Messenger RNA from Girardinichthys multiradiatus, 2165 nucleotides. RefSeq names its product retinol dehydrogenase 8-like. The transcript is spliced from 6 exons. Gene Ontology annotation, biological process: estrogen biosynthetic process. Gene Ontology annotation, cellular component: cytoplasm. Gene Ontology annotation, molecular function: estradiol 17-beta-dehydrogenase [NAD(P)+] activity. Bases 249 to 1085 code for a protein of 278 amino acids. NCBI's taxonomy places the organism in Eukaryota, Metazoa, Chordata, Actinopteri, Cyprinodontiformes, Goodeidae. The record is from RefSeq and is a predicted model, not a curated record.
AUUAGUCCCUUCGUCAUGUUUUAAUCUAUGUACUGUUUUCACCUGUUCCCUCUGCCUUCCUGCCUCCUCAUUACACCUGUUCUUAGUUCCUUGAUUACCUGCCUAUGUUCUCGUUCUGUAUAUUAGUUGGUUUUGUUUCAUUGUCCUUUGCUGGUUCCUCUCGUUCACUACCCUCGUCCAUGCCUUGAGUUCCGCAUGUUCCUGCAGUGUCUUUGUAAGUUGUGGAUCGCUACUCUGUAAUAGCCACAAUGCGAGACCUGAAACGCAAAGACAAGCUGGUGGAAGCUGCCGGGGACGCAUAUGGAAAAACUCUUUUUCUUGCUGUGCUGGAUGUCUGCAAUGAUGAAUCUGUCAAACAGUGCAUUAACGGCAUCAAAGAUCGACAUGUGGAUGUCCUUAUCAACAAUGCCGGUAUUGGUCUGGUGGGUCCAAUAGAAAGCAUUCCUAUCGAAGAGAUGAAGAAAGUCUUUGAGACUAAUUUCUUUGGGGUCAUCAGGAUGAUCAAAGAAGUGAUGCCAGAUAUGAAGAAAAGAAGAGCGGGACACAUCAUUGUGGUUAGCAGCGUGAUGGGACUGCAAGGGAUUGUGUUUAAUGAUGUCUACGCUGCUUCCAAGUUUGCCAUGGAGGGCUUUUGCGAGAGUCUGGCUGUGCAGCUUUUGAAGUUUAACGUCAUCCUGUCGUUGAUUGAGCCAGGACCAGUGCACACAGAAUUUGAAGCAAAGAUGAUUCAGGAUGUGAAACAGAAGGAGUAUCCUGGAGCAGACCCUGAUACUGUGCAUUACUUCAAGAACAUCUAUCUUCCUUCCUCUGUGGACAUCUUUGAGGCACUUGGACAAACGCCUGAUGACAUUGCAAGAUGCAUCAAGAAAGUGAUUGAAGCGAGCCGACCACGUUUCCGAAAUCUGACCAAUCCGCUGUACACACCACUCGUUGCACUGAAAUACGCUGAUGAAACUGGAGGGCUGUCUGUUCACACUUUCUACCACAUGCUCUUUAACAUGGGCUCUCUGAUGCAUGUCAGUGUGAUGGCUAUGAAGUAUCUCACCUGUGGAUGUCUGAGGAAAAGGACAAUUUCACCAAGCUAAAAACUAACAGAUUAUGCAAAGCACUUUCUUUUUGUUUUCAUACAAUCAUAAAAAUAACAUAUUUCAAACAUCUUAAAGUCUGGGAUAUGCUUGCUGUUGUAGAAUAUACAGUACAUGUUGUAUGUGUUGUUCUCACAGUAUUCUCUUGUGGAUAAGAUUUCAUGUUUGUUUAGAGACAGCACUGGGGUUAAAUCCUACAUAAUUUGCCAUCAUAUUCAGUGCCAAAUUAGAAAACUUGUUAAAUUUCCUUAAAACAAAGUAAGCAACCAGAGUCAUGUAUGUGAGUAAUGAAGAUGUUUGGAUGGUAGUUGCUACAUGCUGCAACACAGGACAAAACAAAACAAAUGUAAAAAAAAAAAAACAACAACAAAAAACAAAACACUAUUGUUUUAGAAAUUACACAAGAUUUGAGAAAGAAUUGAAAGAUGACAGAUUACAUAUAACAUAUUAAAAUGAAAACAAACAUUUUUUAGAAGCAAAAAUGCUGCUGAGAUAGACUAAAAAAAGAUGCAUGAUAGUUUUUUAGAAUUAAAUUAGGGAACGAUUGGGAAUGUUGGACAGGGAGAAGUUGUGAGCCUCUGAGAUUUCUCUGUUUUCAAUUGUCCCCUAGGUUCAGUAACAAGUAGGUUACAUGCUGCUGUAGCUUUUUAACAUGUUUUCUGAAACAUGUUUUGUAAAUGUUUUUGGCCAGCAUUGCAGUGGAAUUGUUGCUAUUUUAAAUUAAGUCACUUGCUAAACAUUGCAAGCCAUCUUUUUGACAAAUUGUCUUUCUAGUUUUUAAUUGGUGCAUUUAGGUACCCGCCUACCUUGUUAUUGAAUGUAGCAGUUUAUAUUAUGUGGAACAUACCUUUAAAAGGAACUAAAACCACACUGGUAACAGUUGGCUUUUUAAAAAAAAAUAAUAAUAAUAAUAGGGAGAAUUAAACAUCUUGUAGUUUCAAAACCUUUGUUGUGUAUUAGUUUUUAACAUUGUUACACAUAUAUGUGAAUGUCUGUAUUUAUUUGAGCAUGUAGGCCUAUAAAUUUUGACCCUGUGUGGUUCAGAGAAAAUCCCUGAUAAACUGCAACUUGUUCAACUGA